Menidia menidia (Atlantic silverside) is the source of this 2607-nucleotide messenger RNA. The record is from the annotation of a GenBank genome assembly. Lineage: Eukaryota; Metazoa; Chordata; Actinopteri; Atheriniformes; Atherinopsidae.
CUGUCAGGGAUGAAGACCUAUCUCAUCUCAGGAAAGAAGCUGGAUCACGACGUGCAGUGCGGCUGUUCUCAGAUGGGACUGCAAUCCGGGGGGGAUUUUGUGGUGGUCGCCCUGCCCUCCAGCCCUCAACCCCGGACCCCAGACCUCAUUCCUGGAGGUGCCCAGGCUGCCGAGUCACUGCUGCCCCACCAGCCGACGGGGCCUCCCUGUGUGUUCCAUAGCACAGUCCGUCCCUCUGUAACGGAGCACAGCGAGGAUGUGGCCAUGUUGAACGGAUGCCAGGAAGAACACAAGCCCGGCAGUGCCAAGUUCGUUCCAGGUCACAGCCCCAGGGCGGCCAACGGGCUCCUGAGCCCCCCGCUGGAGGACCCGGUGGUGCGCGCCAGCCAGAGCUCGCUGUGCGACAUCCUCCAGGAGAAAGAGAAGAAGACCAGCACCAGCACGGGGACCGGCACCAGCCUCGGCAUGACCGGAGGCCCCGGGGCCACGGGGGGGUCGGGCAUGGACAACUCUGCCCUCAUCCAGCUGCGAGACGAGAACAUCAAACAGAAGAGCGACGCCCACUUUGUGGAUGUUAUCAGAGAGGACAGUUUGAUGAAGGACUACUUUUUCAAGCCACCCAUCAACAAGAUCAGUCUCAAUUUCCUAGAGAGACCACUGGAAAAGGCUUAUCGCAACAGCUACAAGGAGGAGAUGAGGACCCAGGUUCAGGUGCAGACGUUUGCGAGCUCCACGUUUAGCUCCUUCCUGGACGUUCUCCUCAGCUUUUUCUUCUUCCUGGCGUUGACCCUGGCCUGCUUCCUUCCCUCCCUGGUGAGCUCGACCAGCCUGAGCUCUCCAGCCCUGGCCGCCCUGGUCCUGGCUCCCCUCGCUGCUCUGCUGGAGCUGGCCUCCCUGGUGCUCUCCAUACGCAUAACCUUCUAUUUGGAGGAGCUGAUGAACUGUACCCGCUCCCUGCUCCUGGUGAUUUCUGGCUGGGUCUCUCGUCACGUGAUCGGGGCUGUGCUGGUCUCCCUACCAGCAAUUUCUGUCUUGUCCCAUCUCGUAUCCAGCGUCCACCUUCCUCUCCAGGUCACCAUGUUCCUGUGCUGUGCCACCAUCCUGGCCAUCAUCCAGUAUUGUAACUUCUGUCAGUUGAGCUUUUGGAUGCGUUCCAUCCUGGCCACUGCCACAGGGGUUGCUCUGCUCCUACUGCUGUACAGUCCCUUCCACAGGCAGAAUUUGUGUAUUAUGUUCAUCUUUUCCCUUUUUCCUAUGUGCUUCUCAUCCCGUUUAUCCCUCAGAAUGAACAUCUCCACAUUGAGUGAUGGUGGUUCAAAGUUGGGAGCCGAGCCUCCUCAGCAACUUUUUGAACUUCUAGUGCCAGAGGCCAUCCUGGCCUUUUUCCUACUUCUUCUUCUGGUCUGGUUCCUCAACCGUGAGUUUGAGGUCAGCUAUCGUCUCCAUUACCAUGGAAAUGUGGAAGCCGAUAAGCACCGCUUCAAGAUUCAGAACAUGCGAGACCAAGCUGAGUGGUUACUGGGCAACAUCAUCCCCAUCCACGUCGCUUACCAACUCAAGGUGACUCAGAGCUACUCAAAGAACCACGACAGUGUUGGUGUGAUCUUUGCCAGCAUCGUGAACUUCAGCGAGUUCUACGAAGAGAGCUACGAGGGAGGCAAGGAGUGUUACCGCGUUUUGAACGAGCUCAUUGGCGACUUUGACGAACUCUUGCGGAAACCCGAAUACAAGAGCGUGGAGAAAAUCAAGACCAUCGGCUCCACCUACAUGGCAGCGUCGGGCCUGAACGUCCAACAGAUGGCGGAGGACGAAGAGGACUCUCCGCACGCUCACCUGACGGCCCUUUUCAGCUUCGCCCUGGAGAUGAUGGGCGUCCUAGACGACUUCAACAAGAACAUGUUGGGCUUCGGGUUCAAGCUCCGCAUCGGAUUUAAUCACGGCCCCCUGACGGCGGGGGUGAUUGGCACCACUAAGCUGCUCUAUGAUAUUUGGGGAGACACAGUUAACAUCGCCAGCCGCAUGGACUCCACCGGCGUGGAGUGCCGAGUGCAGGUGAGCGAGGAGAGCCACGCUGUGCUCAGCGCCAUGGGCUUAGAGUUUGAAUACAGGGGCACGGUGAAUGUUAAGGGCAAAGGCCAAAUGAGGACCUUCCUUUACCCCAAAAGUGGGGACGACGCGUGUCAGGACGGAGCGGAGGUGGACGCUGGAGUCGGACCCUUGUCCGUGACUGUGUCUGCCAGUAAGGUUUCCGCGUCCGUGGCACCUGCAGCCCCUCCUUGUGCUCCUGCAUCCUCUUCUCUCUCGACUCUCUCCCCUCCUCAGCCCCAAAGCACUGUGAGGCCUGCGGGGGCGGGGCCGGAGCCCGUCUCGGCCAAGUGCCCCGAAGUGAGGGAUGAAGGAUAUAGGGACGCUGCUCAUCUCCCCGGACAGUCCCCCGACACAGACACUCACCCCCACGCCCGUUCUGAGCCAGGCCUCCAGGCCAGUGCCAUGCAAGUGUCCUCCCAGGCGCAGCCUGCUCCUCUAGCGCUCCAAGAGGAGGAGGACGAAGAGGAGGAAUCGAACGAGCUUACCAAACUCUACGAGGAGUUUUGCGUUCGUCUCUGA